Molecule: messenger RNA, 702 nt
Organism: Serpula lacrymans var. lacrymans S7.9
Lineage: Eukaryota; Fungi; Basidiomycota; Agaricomycetes; Boletales; Serpulaceae
Exons: 5
Coding region: 1-702 (233 amino acids)
Source: RefSeq, a predicted model, not a curated record
AUGCACGUUGCCAGUGAGGAACAAGAAGACGUAAUCAUGGAUGAGUGGCAGAGAUCGCAAGCUUAUAUCUGGCAACUGGAAGAACGGGUCCGUCUGCUAGAGGAGGAAAACCAACAACUCAAUAACGAUCUUACGAAGUUCAGACUCCUCCCUUUCCCUUAUGAUUCCAUGGACGAUGAUUCUGUAGGGCCUAAAUAUCUCAAUCUCACAAGUCAAAUAAAGGACCUCCACACUCAAAAUUUGGUGAAAGCUCUAAGCGAAGCAAUGAGCAAAGCCACAUUGCACUCCCGAGAAGUCAAAAUAGGUUCCACUCUGCGAAGUCUUAGACCUCCACCAUCAGAACACCCGCAGUGCGAUGUUCAUGUGGCUAAUCCUGACAUCAUUACACAGCCCACACCCCCAGUUAAGGCUCGUUCAUAUACCUCGAAACAGUCACUAGCCACUAGUCGGUGUGCCCCAUUAUCACUCUCGGACAUAAGGCAGGACGUCCAAAGUGCAAGAGAAAAUUUGACCACUAUAGGAAUUAGUAUUCAUCGAGCAAAAGCCUUUCUUAAAGAUGUUCGGGAAGAUGCGGAAGUAUCAUCUAAAGCAGAUGCUGAUGUGCUUGAGGCACUGACAGCUGAACAAGAGGGGCACAGGUCGACGAAGGUCAAGCUUCAGGCAUUACGACAAACGCUACGUUCGGCGAUGGAACAAGACUAA